Messenger RNA from Serpula lacrymans var. lacrymans S7.9, 275 nucleotides. RefSeq lists its product as uncharacterized. The coding region runs from base 70 to 258 and encodes 62 amino acids. The record is from RefSeq and is a predicted model, not a curated record. NCBI's taxonomy places the organism in Eukaryota, Fungi, Basidiomycota, Agaricomycetes, Boletales, Serpulaceae. The transcript has a single exon.
CACGUUCAUAUCAUCACCAGGUACCAUAUAUUGGUUCUCUGAAAUAUGGCGUAGAAUAGUGUCAGUAGAAUGAAUUCAUAUGAAAUCGACGUACCAUGUCUGAUGCCGGUGGUAUGGUAUUGUGGUACCACAUGCGUCCAUAUCGUUGCACGCAACUAUCCAGCGGUGAUUGUCCUUGUACUGGAGAAUGGUGUCAGAGGACUGUUUGAGACCAUGCGAAUAUGGUUUCGUGCUACUGUCUUGCGGGUACAGGAAUGACUCGGAAGUGUUUGGUC